GUCCCAACGCGGUCGCGUGUUUGCUACUUUAACACUACUAAGUACCUAUUUUACAAUCCCAUUUACUUCUCGCCCACCUCGUUACGCAAAGCUAACUUUAGAGAUACUAAAUAAUAUUGAAGAUAUUCGUCAUGGCAAUACUGGAAGAACUUCCCGGUGUGGAAGUCACCGUGGUAGUUGCCGGACGCGAUGCUGUCGAAUAUGACGAUCCUGAUGCAUCGGAACAGCCAGCUGGGGUAGAAAAUUACCCUACUUCGACAAAGUACAUCGAAUGCAUCGACGGUACUAAUUUCAGUAUUAAAUACAAUUUCACUGGAAAUUACGAUUGGAGCUAUCGAAACCACUCCCUUUGUCUACGGCUCAAGGCUGAUGGGACUUAUCUCCGUGGUGUCUUAAUUGGGAAACAUCACUUAGUCGCCAAUCGUAAGGUAUAUGAAGUCCAAGACAGAGUAUUCUAUAACACGGAAACACGGGAAUGGCAAGGCCAGAAAUUCAAGUUUUCCACCGUUACAACUGUUGACGACGUGUCGAAGGAUCGCAUUCGAGGCGACAUGGAGGUUGCUAAGAACCUUGGAACUAUCGUGAUCGAAAUUCAUCGGUGUAAAAUCCUGGAUAACUCUCCUCCCCCUACAAAAGCCGGUAAAGCUUCUGAAUAUGAACUGUCCGAGAAGAGUCUUAAGGGUAAAGCGAUAUCGCAUGGUACAUCCCUUUCACCACCCAACAAAAUCGGUGCUCUGAGAUUCUCUGAGACGGAGUACUUGGAUAAGGCGCCAAUUGCGGUAUUCCAAUUUCACUACAGAUCAAGAGAUGCUCUCAAACGUGAGAUGAUUAUUCCUCGAACUCCAUCUCCUAGCCCAGGCGCAAGACGAGGUAUUGCCCACAUGUCGCGGGCGGAAUUGGAACGGUUGGCUCGAGAGAGACUCGAACAGCUGCAGGGGGGUGGUAACGUGAAAGAAGAGCGUAAGCCUGCCAUCAAGAAAGAAUCGAAACGGAAGGCGGAUGCAAUUAUCGACCUGAGCGACGACAAUCCACGGCCUGCGCCCUCCCCGGUAUUCAUCGAUCUCACAGACGAUUAGGGGGUUUACUUUAGAAAUUGAUAUGGCAUUAAAUUUAUGCUAAUGGAUGGUUAGGCUAGGAAAGCCUUCAUGAAUGGAGUACGGUUUGUUUCUAGAUACUCGGGUACCUGGGUAGGUAAUUAGUAGAACUAGCUUUGUAGAGAUGCAUUAUAAUAAACUUGGGGAGUUUAAAAGUUAUAGUGGGGGAAUUAAGUAGCUGGAUUAGCUGAGCUGGCCUACGUACCUAGUACUCCCUUGCAUCGGUCUAGGUAUAGUGGAUGAACCCCAACCAAUUUUCAGCUCCCC
Molecule: messenger RNA, 1361 nt
Organism: Annulohypoxylon maeteangense
Lineage: Eukaryota; Fungi; Ascomycota; Sordariomycetes; Xylariales; Hypoxylaceae
Exons: 5
Coding region: 132-1076 (314 amino acids)
Source: RefSeq, a predicted model, not a curated record